AUGCAAGGAGAUGCGUCCUUUCAGUACACUCACCUCGAGAUCAACUCUCAGCUGUGGACGUUCAAGGACCAGAAGGAUGAGGUCAACAUCUGCGUCGACCCCCUCGUUGGCCAGUUGGACUUCGGCCUUCCUAGUUCCGUGUACUGUGCGAAGCAGCGAGUUCUCAAGGACCCACAGGAAACCUUGCAGAAGAUCGUUGAGGCUAAGCCUCGAAUCAUCCUGAUCACACAAUCUUUGGAUGAUCACACGCAUCCACCAACCCUGAGCGCGUUGAGGAGGAUGCUGCCGAUGGACUCGUACACAAUUGUUGCUCCACCGAGCGCAAAGAACAAGCUUGGCCAGAUUUUCCCCGAGAGAGUGAUAAGGAUUCUCAGGCCAGGAGAGACGGCGAGCAUCGAAGGCGUCGAGCUCGCAGCGACGUCAGGGUCUCUUGUUGGGCCUCCAUGGCAGGACCCGGAGAACGGUUACAUCGCAACCUGGCGUGGGUUUAGCGUCUACUACGAGCCGCACAACGACGUGGAUGUUCAACAGAAGCUACGAGGGAGGAGAGCAAACGUCGUCAUCGCCCCCGUCGUCGAGCAGGCCCUUCCCCUUUUCACCCUCGUGCAUGGAGCGCAGAGGGCCAUCGACCUGGCCGCGCACAUGGGGGCCUCCACCCUGAUCCCCCUCCGCAACGGCGACGUUGACUCCUCAGGGGUUGCGAGUGCCCUUGUGCAGGAGUCCGGAUCUGUGCAGGAGGCGGUCAAGAUUGCGAGAGACGUCAAGGUGAUUGACAAUGCUCCCGGACAGCCUGUGACCAUCGACAUCGAUCUCGCUGGCCGCGCAAUGAACCCUGUCUAG
Guillardia theta CCMP2712 is the source of this 840-nucleotide messenger RNA. RefSeq lists its product as hypothetical. The transcript has a single exon. Bases 1 to 840 code for a protein of 279 amino acids. NCBI's taxonomy places the organism in Eukaryota, Cryptophyceae, Pyrenomonadales, Geminigeraceae. The record is from RefSeq and is a predicted model, not a curated record.